Fusarium coffeatum is the source of this 1803-nucleotide messenger RNA. RefSeq lists its product as uncharacterized. Bases 1 to 1803 code for a protein of 600 amino acids. Lineage: Eukaryota; Fungi; Ascomycota; Sordariomycetes; Hypocreales; Nectriaceae. Gene Ontology annotation, cellular component: nucleus. The record is from RefSeq and is a predicted model, not a curated record. Gene Ontology annotation, biological process: regulation of transcription by RNA polymerase II. The transcript has 2 exons.
AUGUCGCAGCAACCAAGCCCUUCGCCCCCUCAGCAGGGCCAUGAUGGUAACCCUCAGGAUGUUCUCGCCGAGGCGCGUAAGAACCUCCAGGUCCUAAUUGACUCCGGUCUGUCCAAGGAGCUUCUGCAUCAGCUGGUCGAUGGUAGCCAGGCUCUCAACCUCAACCUCAGCGCGAUGACUGCCAUGCAAAGCAUGUCCGCGAUUCCAUCUCAAACUCAAGUCCAACAUCAGGCUCCGUUUUCUCAACAACCCGCCAAUCCAAGCCAUAAUGCCAACUCAGCUUCGCUCGCUCCUCCACCGCCGAUGCGAUGCCCUCCUCCGCCUCCUGUUGCGUCGAGUGUACCUAGUGUCCAGACCGUCACGACUGCACCAUCUAAUGGCUCAUCGACUGCAACGACCCCAACUCCAUCAGCCGAAAUCAAGCAUGAAGUUCUCCCCGAGGAAGUAAACUCUAUGUUCCUUCCUCCUCAGGUCGCCUUUAGUCAUCGCCCUCGUAUCUCCGUCUCCUCGACCAGCUCCGGCUCUUCAGGUCAUGCAUCCAUCUGGUCUACCAACUCGGGACAGUCAUCGAUGUCAUGGCAGUCUACUUCGACCUGUAACCGAUCGCAGGCGCCGCUUCCGAUUCCUCCUUCCAGUUCCAUGAACGGUCUUGGUCCAAUGAGUGCCCCGGUUGGCACUGCUGGCAAAACCAACAUUUAUUGGUGCACAUCGUGUGAGACAAGCUUCAAGCGCAAGUACGACUGGAAGCGACACGAGGAUGAGUUUCACGAGCGCUGGCGCAAGUACCCUUGCCCCGAGCCGGGAUGCAACCGCAGCUUUUGGGGAUCCAACUCUUUCAACCAGCAUCACAAGCAAUGCCAUGGUUGCAAAACUUGUCCUCAUGCCGAGAAAGUAGUCAAGUUCCUCCGAAAACGCAAGUACUGGGCUUGCGGCUUCUGCUCUGCUCUCCACCCAGCUCGCGAGCGUCAUGUCGAACACGUUGCCCGUCACUUUGAGUCUGGUAUGACCAAGGGUGACUGGAUGCAUUCACGCGUCGUUUAUGGUCUUCUGCACCAGCCUCUAAUCCAUGAAGCUUGGGACGCGCUCGUUGUCAGUAAGCAGCCCGAAUACAAUGGACGACGACCUCAGUUCAGCUGGCACCCAAGCAAAACCGGCCGCGCCCAAGGAUUCCUUGAGAACGAGAACCCUGGCCAGCUCCAGGACCUUCUUGAGUUCUUUUCUGGUGACGAGGGCGAAGCUCAGUGGAUCGUCAGCGUAGCUUACGACCUUGCCGACAUUGUUCUCACCUCAGCACCGAUCCCCUCUCCACAAUAUUCCCACGCCAAUCUUGGACCUCAAGGUUUUGGGCACGAUCCUCGUAUGUCGUUCAUGCCGCUGCCUACCCAAGGGCACCCAGGUCAUCAAUCUUUGAUGCCUUCACCCGAUCCUCAGCAAACCCAGUUCGCUACACCUUUCCGAAACACGAUAAUGGUGCCAUCUCAACAAUUUACCUCGCCCUCGCGACCGUCUCCAGCAUCGUCGGCACACUCACCAUUGGGACCAUCAACAUCACCCUUGAUGCCCCCUCCAGCGCCAUCUCCUCUAGAAAAGCGGGAGCUUCCCUUACCGCCACCACCUCAAUCCCAAGGACACGACGCUGGUGAAUCAAUGAUGGACUUUGAGUACUCACCAGCUCCUGUGGUUUUUGACGACUGGGAGAGUCUCACAGGUGCUGUUAUUGAACAGCCUGGCCAGCAACAUAAUGGGCCACCGGCUGACUGGGGCAUGGUGCAAUAUUUUAACGACCCCCGCGUCACAUCAUGA